UCAUAUUAAUAAUUAACUAUUCUUCAUCCCUCUUGGCAUCUUAAACAUCACCACUUCCAAACACCCAUUCUCUUCCAUAAGCUUAAAAUUGAAGAACUCACCCAUAUAACCCUCAUUACACAAACCUCCCACAACAUCUUCCAUAAGAAAAAAAAAAAAAAGAACUAAAAGAUGAAUCCUAAUUUUGAGAAAGCGGAGUUCAUAACAAUUCUAAGCAUCGACGGAGGUGGCGUCAAAGGCAUCAUCCCCGGAACCAUCCUUGCUUUUCUAGAAUCCAAACUUCAGGAAUUGGAUGGGCCAGAAGUGAGAUUAGCAGACUACUUCGACGUAAUUGCGGGGACAAGUACAGGAGGAUUAGUAACAGCUAUGCUUACAGCUCCAGACAAGAACAACAACAACCGACCGUUGUUUGCAGCGAACAAGAUUUCGGAGUUUUACAUGAAAGAGACUCCAAAUAUUUUUCCUCAAAGAAGGCAUUUUCUUGGUGGAGUUUUCAAUUUGUUUGGACAAGCCAUAGGGCCUAAGUAUGAUGGGAAGGAGCUGAGAAGAGUGGUGAAUGAUUUGGUGGGAGAUUUGACUUUGAAACAAACAUUGACAAAUGUUGUGAUUCCAGCUUUUGAUAUCAAGAUUCUUCAACCUGUCAUCUUCACCACUAAUGAUGCAAAAAUAAAUGCAUUAAGGAAUCCAAGGCUGGCGGAUGUGUGCUUGGCCACCUCGGCGGCGCCCACGUUCUUGCCGCCCCAUUUCUUUGAAACUAAGGACGAUGUAACAAACGCCACUCGCACUUACGACGUCAUUGAUGGUGCCAUUGCAGUUAAUAAUCCUACAUUGGCAGCCAUAACACACAUAAAUAGGGAGAUAGCAAUUCAUCAUCAGAAAGAGAACUCAAGAAUUAAAGCAAAUGAUACAAGAAGGAUGCUUGUUCUAUCUCUAGGGACUGGAUUGGGUAAACAUGAAGAGAAAUAUAAUGCAACACAAGCAUCAAAAUGGGGAGCUUUUAGUUGGAUUUUUCAAGGUGGUUCAACCCCAAUUAUUGACUUCUUUUCUGAUGCUAGUUCUGAUAUGGUUGAUUACCAUGUUUCCACUCUUUUUCAAUCCUCAAAUGCUCAACAAAACUAUCUUCGAAUUCAGGAGGACUCAUUAACUGGGGAUGCUGCAUUAGUGGAUAUAGCAACUCCAGAAAAUUUACUAAAGCUUGUGAAGAUUGGAGAGGAUCUACUAAAGAAACCAGUUUCAAGGGUUAAUUUAGAAACAGGAAAAUAUGAGAUUGUUGAUGGAGAAGGUAGCAAUGAGGAUGCUCUCACCAAGUUUGCAAAAUUGCUUCAUCAAGAAAGAAAAUUAAGACUCAGUACUGCCUAACCCCUACAACCACUUGUGCCCUUUUGUUCUUGUCUGUCAUCGUCAAAAUAUAUAAUUUCAAGCAUUCAAAAAGGUGUUGUCUUCUAAUGUGGAUUCAUUAAUGUUACGUUUGUGGUUGAUUCAUAAUUAAAUAAAUAAUUUAUAGUUAGAUUGAA
Messenger RNA from Cucumis melo (muskmelon), 1514 nucleotides. Its product is annotated as patatin-like protein 2. The transcript has 6 exons. Gene Ontology annotation, molecular function: glycerophospholipase activity; monoacylglycerol lipase activity. The record is from RefSeq and is a predicted model, not a curated record. Gene Ontology annotation, biological process: lipid metabolic process. Bases 172 to 1359 code for a protein of 395 amino acids. NCBI's taxonomy places the organism in Eukaryota, Viridiplantae, Streptophyta, Magnoliopsida, Cucurbitales, Cucurbitaceae.